CGUUAGUAUUAAUUAAGAAGACAAUUAUUGUUAUCAAUUUAGUUCUUCAAAUAUUAAAACAUUUUCAUAAUGUUUAGUAAUAGGUCAUUGAUUUUCAACUCAUUGAAAAGACAAGGUUGUGGAUUCCUUAAAUCCACUAGAACCUAUGCAUCAUCUCCAGUACCAAGAAAACGUUCAAGUGGACCAAGACUUCGUUACUUAUUCUAUGUAUUUUUAUUAUCAUCAGCUGCAUUAUAUUAUACUGGACAAAGAGUUGAAACUAAAAAGAUAAAGACAUCCUUUAAUGAGCGAGAAUUUGAAGAGUAUGAGAAGGAAACUGGAUUAAAGAGACGUCAUAAAUUGAUAGCAGAUUCAAAGUUUAAAUUUUAUGUUCUUCCAUAUGUUUCAGACUCAAAAGUUGUAAAUGAAUUGGUCAGUACUUUAGAAAAGAAUGAUAAAACCAGACAAGUCAAAGUAAUUGAUCCAGAGGAAUUAGUUGCUAGAGAGAAAGAAGAUGAAUCCAAGAAAUAUUGUUUCCUUCUUCAAGAUCUUGAUGCUGCAAGAAGACCAUUACCAAAAGGAUUAAUUACUUCUAUUAUCAAAGAAGAGAUUGCAUUCUAUCAAAAUACCAGAAAUGGAACAUUUGACACGACGUUUAUUAUUACAAAUUAUCCUCAAUCCACUGAUGAGGCUAUUAAAUUUGAAAAUGAAGUUUGUGAUAUUCAAAAGUGUUUCCAUGUUCAAACUUCAAGUACUUUAUCCGAUUAUGAAGCUAGAAUAAUUGAUAAUGUAUUUGGAUACUUCGAUACGGUUGGUAAGGCAAAAACAUUAACCAAGAAGACGAUUAAGGAUGCGUUUAAAGAUUAGAUUCACAUAACUGUAAAUAGAUUU
This is a messenger RNA of Scheffersomyces amazonensis, 870 nucleotides long. RefSeq lists its product as uncharacterized. The coding region runs from base 70 to 846 and encodes 258 amino acids. The transcript has a single exon. The record is from RefSeq and is a predicted model, not a curated record. NCBI's taxonomy places the organism in Eukaryota, Fungi, Ascomycota, Pichiomycetes, Serinales, Debaryomycetaceae.